Penicillium canariense is the source of this 867-nucleotide messenger RNA. RefSeq names its product S-formylglutathione hydrolase. Gene Ontology annotation, cellular component: cytosol. The coding region runs from base 1 to 867 and encodes 288 amino acids. NCBI's taxonomy places the organism in Eukaryota, Fungi, Ascomycota, Eurotiomycetes, Eurotiales, Aspergillaceae. Gene Ontology annotation, molecular function: S-formylglutathione hydrolase activity. Gene Ontology annotation, biological process: formaldehyde catabolic process. The record is from RefSeq and is a predicted model, not a curated record. The transcript is spliced from 4 exons.
AUGUCUUGUGUCACGGAAAAGGCCCGCAUCGCCUCGUUCGGCGGCAAGCUGCUCAAGCUCAGCCACAAUGCCUCCACCACCCGCUGCGAGAUGUCCUUCAACCUGUAUCUGCCGCCCGGCGCCACAGACGGCGCCGCCGGCACGGUCCCUGUGCUGAUCUACCUGUCCGGCCUGACCUGCACGGCCGACAACUGCUCGGAGAAGGGCUUCUUCCAGCACGGCGCCAGCAAGAAGGGCAUUGCCGUGCUCUACCCUGAUACAAGCCCCCGCGGCCUUAACAUCGAGGGCGAGAACGAUUCUUGGGACUUCGGCUCCGGCGCGGGCUUCUACGUCGACGCUACCAAGGCCCCUUACAGCGAGGGCUACAAAAUGUACAGCUACGUCACCGAGGAGCUGCCCCAGACAGUCUUCCAGGCAUUCCCGCAGCUGGAUUCGAGCCGGGUCAGCAUCACCGGCCACAGCAUGGGCGGCCACGGUGCUCUUACUCUGUUCCUCCGUAACACCGGCAAGUACAAGUCCGUCUCGGCCUUCGCCCCCAUCGCCAACCCGAUCAACUGCCCGUGGGGCCAGAAGGCUUUCAAGGGGUACUUCGGCGAGGACCAGCAGGAGAAGUGGAAGGAGCACGACGCUACCGAGCUGCUGAAGAAGUGGAGCGGCCCCGAGCUCGAUAUCCUGAUCGACGUGGGCACCGGCGACAACUUCUACAAGCAGGGCCAGCUCCUGCCGGAGAACUUCCAAGCUGCCGCCGACGCCGGCGGCCACAAGGGCGUGAAGAUCCGCUACCAGCCUGAUUACGACCACUCGUACUACACGAUGGCGACCUUUGCGGACGACCACAUCGAGCACGCAGCCAAGUAUUUGAAAUAG